CGCUUACGUCAUUAUGUUAUCGCGCCGCUCCCGUCACGUGGUCCACGCGCCGCCGCCCCCCCUCCCCCCUCUCCGUCAAGUCGCUCGGGAGAGAAGUGGCGAUUUUUUCCCCCCAAAGUAGCUCGGAUUUGGACGUCACUGGAAUCGGACGGGAUUUUAAAAUGAAAGUGAAAGUCCUUUCCAGAAAUCCGGAUGAUUACGUUAGGGAAACAAAAAUAGACAUUCACCGAGUUCCAAGGAAUUAUGAUCCUGCGUUGCAUCCGUUUGAGGUACCUCGGGAAUACACCAGAGCCUUGAAUGCAGCCAAACUGGAACGGGUGUUUGCGAAGCCAUUUAUAGCAUCACUUGAUGGGCACAGAGAUGGCGUACACUGUAUGGCUAAGCAUUUUAAGAGUUUAUCCACAAUAAUAUCUGGGGCUUGCAAUGGUGAGAUCAAAGUUUGGAACUUGAUGAGGCGUGAAUGCAUCCGUACUAUACAAGCACACACAGGUUUUGUCAGAGGCAUCUCUUCUAGAUUCUGUGGUACAUCAUUUUUUUCAGUUGGUGAUGAUAAGACCAUCAAACAAUGGAAGAUGGAGUGUCCUGCAUUUGACGAGGAAGAUGAGCCAAUACACACGAUACUAGGCAAGACUGUUUACACAGGAAUUGAUCACCAUUGGAGAGAUGGUGUGUUUGCAACGUGUGGACAGCAGGUGGAUAUCUGGGAUGAGCAGAGGACCAGCCCAAUCCGCUCAUUUACGUGGAGUGUGGACAGUAUCAGCAAUGUUAAAUUCAACCCAAUAGAGACAAACCUUCUUGCCAGCUGUGCUUCCGAUAGAAAUAUUGUCCUGUAUGAUAUGAGGCAGGCAACUCCUUUGAAAAAGGUUAUCAUGAACUUGCGGACUAAUGCUGUGUGUUGGAACCCCUUGGAAGCUUUUAUUUUUACUGGAGCAAAUGAGGAUUACAACUUGUAUACCUUUGACAUGCGCAACCUUGAUACAUCCCUAAUGAUACAUAAGGAUCAUGUGUCAGCAGUACUGGAUGUUGAUUACUCUCCAACAGGAACGGAGUUUGUCUCGGCCAGUUUUGACAAAUCUAUUCGCAUUUUCCCUGCAGACAAAGGGCAUAGCAGGGAGGUGUACCAUACGAAACGAAUGCAACAUGUGAUGUGUGUAAAGUGGUCUGCUGACAAUAAAUACAUACUUUGUGGUUCUGAUGAAAUGAAUAUCCGUUUGUGGAAGGCUAAUGCUUCUGAAAAGCUUGGUGUGCUUAUGCCAAGAGAGAAGGCUGCUUUGAACUACAACCAAAAGCUUAAAGAAAAAUUCCAGCAUCAUCCUCAGAUCAAACGGAUAGCUCGCCAUCGGCAUUUGCCUAAAAUGAUUUAUAACCAGGCCAAGGAACUCCGCAUCAUGAAGGAAGCACGACGCAGAAAAGAACUGAACCUUCGCAAGCACAGCAAACCAGGAUCUGUACCGUUUGUUGCCGAGAAGAAGAAGCAUAUUGUGGCCGUGGUGAAAUAGCUAUUGUGUCAGUACAUUGUAUAUUAAUUAUUGGGCAAUAUUUCAGAAUUGACUAAAAUUUAGAUGAUGUAUCAUAGUGUUUUCAAAGUUGAUAAAGACAAAUAUUUGAAAUAAGAAUUUAACGUUUUGUAUUUAACCUGUUUUCAUGGAUGUUAACUUAUCUGGAAGUAAUUCAUCAUAGCAAUAUGUAUUGCAUGAAACAAAAAUUACAUUGCCAUCUAAUAACAGAUGCGCUUAUUUAAAGCUUUUGUAAACUCAUUAAAUGCUAAUCCCAGGCUUCAAUGUUGAAAAUCUGGAAUUAUAGAGUUAAGUAGUUUGAAAAUGCUUGUUUGUAUUCUAAAAAUGACAUUGUAAAAACACGUGUUUCUGCAAUCUGGAUUAGACAAAUUUAUUUUUGUGAUUUAAGAGUAACGAUAAAUGAAAACAUUUAAGUAUCUGAUUCUUAUUUUCAUUGUAUUUUAUUAAAUUGACCAUCCAGCUUUUCCGGCUGUUAUUUUGAAUCAUUGCAUUAAUUAGACACUGAUAAAAAUAAAAGGAUCCGUUUAGAAAAGUU
Molecule: messenger RNA, 2052 nt
Organism: Pristis pectinata (smalltooth sawfish)
Lineage: Eukaryota; Metazoa; Chordata; Chondrichthyes; Rhinopristiformes; Pristidae
Gene: dcaf13
Product: ddb1 and cul4 associated factor 13
Exons: 11
Coding region: 162-1499 (445 amino acids)
Biological process (GO): maturation of SSU-rRNA from tricistronic rRNA transcript (SSU-rRNA, 5.8S rRNA, LSU-rRNA)
Cellular component (GO): nucleolus; small-subunit processome
Molecular function (GO): protein binding
Source: RefSeq, a predicted model, not a curated record